GCAGAAGUAAACAACCAACAAUAUGAAGAUUAUCAUCGCAUUCGCCUGCCUUUUGGCCAUCGUCCGUGCCAACGAGAACGCCAAUGUGAUACGCAAUGAGGCUGAGGUCAAUGUGAAUGACUUCAAGUAUGCGUUGGAGCUGGACAACUCCGUGAACAUUCAGCAACAGGGUCAACUAAAACCCAGUGAACGCGAGCCCAACGAGCAGUGGGUAGUGGAGGGUCAACAUUCGUGGACUUCGCCAGAGGGCGAGCCUGUUUCCAUCCAAUACAUCGCAAACGAGAACGGAUACCAAGUUCUGUCCGCCAACCCACCACUGCCGACCCCACCACCAAUUCCAGAGGCUAUCCAAAGAGCGCUGGAUUAUAUUCGUGAUCAUCCCUCCCAGGACCAGCAGUAAUGCAGAUAAUAACUUUUCAAUUAAAGCCAUCUAAGUCAUUACAAUAAAAACUGAGUUCUAAUUAAAAAUUUUAAAAACA
This is a messenger RNA of Scaptodrosophila lebanonensis, 479 nucleotides long. RefSeq names its product cuticular protein 47Eg-like. The transcript has 2 exons. The coding region runs from base 23 to 400 and encodes 125 amino acids. The record is from RefSeq and is a predicted model, not a curated record. Lineage: Eukaryota; Metazoa; Arthropoda; Insecta; Diptera; Drosophilidae.